Eupeodes corollae is the source of this 2431-nucleotide messenger RNA. RefSeq lists its product as uncharacterized. Gene Ontology annotation, molecular function: RNA polymerase II cis-regulatory region sequence-specific DNA binding; DNA-binding transcription factor activity, RNA polymerase II-specific. Lineage: Eukaryota; Metazoa; Arthropoda; Insecta; Diptera; Syrphidae. The transcript has 4 exons. The record is from RefSeq and is a predicted model, not a curated record. The coding region runs from base 798 to 1586 and encodes 262 amino acids. Gene Ontology annotation, biological process: regulation of transcription by RNA polymerase II. Gene Ontology annotation, cellular component: nucleus.
CUUCCAUGUCUCCACGUCUUCACGUCUACGCCACAGUGCACUUUACUGUUAAUAUGUAAACAAAAAACAAACAACUUGCUUAUUUUCACUCAACUUGAGUGAAAUUUUUAUGGAACUUGGAAGUUCUACUUUUCUACAAUACCAGUACCAGACUCCAGGCAUUUGGCAUGGCAAGUGGCAAGUGCUGUGCUGGUCUUGCUGGAGUUGAGUUUGAGUGCAACAUACGAAAAACAUACACUUUUUCCAGUCAAUGCUAUUCGAGUCGUUGAGCAUGUCAGACGUGCUAUCGUUGUCGUUGUCGUGUGCUUUUUAAAUUACAAAUCGUUUCAUUCGUGUGUGCUUAUGUUAAUGGUCUUAUAAUAAGAACCUUGUUUCUUUUGGCGGUCGAUUUUCGAAAUAUCGAGAGGGAUUGAGGUGAAAAACCUUACUCGUCCCCGUAAAACGACUUUAGUUUUUUUUCUUAAAUACAAAUUUAAAAAAAAUAUAAAUUGAUUAAAGUUUGCAAUUUCUUACAACAACAAGAUUUUGCUAUUUAGUAACAAAUUAUAACGGUUUUUAGUGAUUUUAUGAGUGUAGUGAAGUAUCAAGUGAAGUGUUAAUUAAAGCUUAAUAAAGUAAAGUGAAAAAAAGUUACAAAAAAACUUAUAACGGAUAUUUCAACGAAUAAAUUUAGCGGAAAGGAUUUACAUUUCAAAGGACUAUCGGAAUUCCAUAGGAGCAGUAAAAACAACAAUAUCAACUUUCGUGACAUCAAUAUCAAAGUAUAUAAAAUUAUUUUAUACUAAAGGAUAAAGAGUAUGAUGCCACACAUGCCACCACGUCGUCGUUUGGGUUCGGUUGGGGAUUCAGCCCCACCAAGUGAAUCUUCCGAGGGAACCGCAUCAGAAACAUGCGAAAUCAAUCAGGACUGGUCAUCAUCAGCCAACCCCACAAAUGGUCUCUUCAUCAAUUCCGAUGCAGAUGACACCAUCAGCAUUGAAACAAGCAGCACCCUUCUAACCGAUAACGAACGUGCCCAAGUCGAAAGUUUUUUCAGUGGCCUUGGUACAGAAAUUUUCGUCAGCUCUUCGUUGGCCAACUUAUACGAGGGCAGUGGUAAGGAUGACUGGCGUUUGGUUUUCACUGGAAUUCCGGUUCUACUCCAUGACAAAGGGGUAGCCCGGUCACGUUCGUUGCCUCGUGUUACAUUGGUUAUAGCUGAAAGGGGUUCGUCGUUUGCCCUAUGGAGUGACAAAAUCGAUAAUUUGUCAAAUUACAAAGUUGACGGUCCAUCGUUUCAUACAAUGUGUUUUUCGAGCAAUCAUCAGAAGAAAAUUGGCUUCAGUUUCGAUUCGAAGGAUGCUGCUCUUGAACUUUAUACACAAGUCGAAAGGCUAGUUAGCGAUCCGGAAAAUAUUGCAUUGAGUGCUCCUGGUCGCAAGAAGUCCAAACAAAAACAGAAGCGCCCAAAGCCCGCACCAUUGCCACCCAAGUCACAGAUUUCACAUCCUUGUCAAUUCCAUCAUGUCACAAGUGUCACAAAGGAAGACACCGAAAGGUAUUACAGUAUGCAGGCAUUUACUCCAGGUAUGUUGAAACAUCGUUAAGAACGAGGUUGGAAUGUAAUAGAUAUACAAAUCCCUUGUGAAAAGAAGGAGAAAGUAUACACACAAAAAAUGUCCUUGUAAAUAUAAAUGUUGAUGUAAUACGGUUAUGUUUAAGGAUAUAAAACAAAAAAAAAAAACAAAAAAUGAGUAUAUUAUAAUCCACGUAUGUUUAAUGCUACGAGUAUAAAAUAAAAAAAUAUUUUUGUGCGGAGUAAGUUAUGUAAAUAUUUGACUGUGAUAAUAAUAAUUCAACUUUUUUCUAUAUUUUUUGUUUGUUCAAUCUUUUAUUGUUAAGAAGAGUAUUUUUUCUUGUCAACAGGGUAUUUCAAUUGUGAGUGUGGUUUUUGUUCUUUUCUUCAAAUUUAAAUUUCUGUGCGUAGAUUUCUUAAAAUUAAAAAAUUGAUGAAAUAUUUGAACCGAAAACAAAAUUAUUUGCAUAAAUCAUUUGACAUAUCUUUUUUAAUUCAAAUUUUUUUAUUAAACGUAAAAACGCACUCUCAAGAUGAAAUACCCCGUUUUUGUAAUAGUUUGAAGGCUCGAGUAAUAAGAAUUUUAUUUAAAAUAUUUCUUAUAUAAUAAUCCAUUUUUUAUUAAAGAAAAUAUAUUUUACUAAAAAUUCAAAUAUCAAUAAAUUUAAAAAAAAAAUAUAUUAAAAUAAAACUAAAAAAAAUCAUGUUGAUUCAUCUAUGAAGCAAACACACAAACAAAUAUCCAAGAUAAGUCAAAACAUCAUGAAGCCAUUAUCCCAUAGUUUUAAUAAUUUCGUUUUAAAUAAGUCAAUUAAUUCAGCGAUGAUUCUUGAUAAGAGUGCCCAAAAUUAAUAUUUAAACAAAAACAAAUCAAAA